AUGGACGCAAUCGAAAAUGCAAAUGCAAAUGAGGUAAAGCAUAUUUUAUCUUUAACAAAUAGACCAUUUCAAGAGGCGAAAAUUAGCGGCAAAGUGGCUUUUAUACCACCACCAAUUGUAAGCAAUAUGCAAAGUAUGCCUUGUUUCCAUUCGGAAACUCCUACCAUCUGCCCACUGAAUACCUCACCUCUGAAGGUACUUCAAACUGUUUUUGGGCACAAAGAAUUCCGGCCUGGUCAGGAAGAAGCUAUUUCACACCUACUGUCUGGAAAAGAUACACUUAUUAUUAUUCCAACAGGAGGUGGUAAAACUGUAACUUAUGUUUUGCCAUGUAUUAUGACCCCUGGUAUAGCCAUUGUUGUUUCACCACUCAUCAUGCUAAUGUACGGCCAAGUUACAAGAUUGCAAGGUUAUGGCGUAAAUACAUGCUACUUUAACACUUUGCUUAGUGAAAAUGAAAGACAACAUAUUUUACAUAACUUGAAAGAACCAAAUUGCCAAUACCACUUUGUAUAUGUUAGUCCAGAAGCAGUUGUGACUGAACAAUUUCAGAGUUCGUUAGCAAAGCUCAAUAAUGAAAAGAAUUUGAGCUUCUUUAUAAUUGAUGAAGCUCAUUGCAUUGACACUUGGGGGAAAGAAUUUAGGCCAGCAUAUCAAAAACUGGGAGUUUUAAGACAAUACAAUGUCCCAUUGGCAGCUCUUACAGGCACAGCAACAACCGAGACCCUAAAUACCAUUAAAGCUACCCUUCAGAUGACAGAUCCACAAACUGUUAAAAUGCCAAGUCGAAGAGAUAACCUGAUAUAUUCAGUCAUUGAGAAAAAAGAAAACAAAGCAAAGCAGCAAAUUGCUGAAAUAAUCGAAGGGAAUCAUGCUAAUGAGUGUGGUUUGGUUUACUGUGCUACUCAAGCUGAUACUGUUGAAAUGGCGUUUGUAUUGAAAGAACAAGCUAUUUCUGCUACAUUCUAUCAUGCAGGCAUAGAGAGUGGAGAACGAAUGCGAAAUGCAUCCUUGUGGUUAGAAGGUGCUGCAAAAGUCAUGUGCUGCACAAAUGCAUUUGGAAUGGGGAUAGACAAGAGCAAUGUAAGGUUUGUAAUACACCUUACAUUUCCUUCAUCAUUGGAAGGCUAUGCCCAACAGUCAGGUAGAGGAGGUCGGGAUGGAGGAAAUUGCUCUUGCAUUCUCAUGUUCAGGUUUGGAGAUAGGAUGUUUCACCUUCAAAACAUAUCACAAAUUGCAUCAGAUCAAGUGAGAGAAAACAAGCUUUCACUCUUGAAUGCAAUGACACAUUUUUGUAUGGAUGCAGCAGUCUGCCGAGCAAGAAACAUAGCCAAAUACUUUGAAGAAGAUCAAGGCAAUUCAUGUACAUUAUGUGACGUGUGCCAGAAGGGGAUUGUUCAUGAAUCAAAGGAUUACACUGAAGAAGCUAUGAAUAUGAUGCAUUGUUUGACCAACUUGACUGCCCUCAGGUCCAAAAUUAAAGUUACUGACCUUGUUUUAACAUAUAUGGGCUCAAAAGCAAAGGCCAUUAUUAGUUCUGGUUUUGACAGAGUUCCACAAUAUGGGAAAGGUAAAAUUAAUUUUAAAACUGCAUCGGUCUUAACACAAUUUGUACAGCUGUUGAUUUUUAGAGGAUAUUUAAAGGAAAACGUGCGGGAAAUGGAAGAAAGAGUUUCGUUAACUUAUUUGACAUUAGGAAAUGUUACAGAUUUACUUAAUGGUAAUGUAGGGUGUUUUUCUGAACUAUAUUUAAAAUGUACAUAUCAGAAAGGUUAA
This is a messenger RNA of Dendronephthya gigantea, 1776 nucleotides long. Its product is annotated as probable ATP-dependent DNA helicase RecS. Gene Ontology annotation, molecular function: 3'-5' DNA helicase activity; ATP binding; nucleic acid binding. NCBI's taxonomy places the organism in Eukaryota, Metazoa, Cnidaria, Anthozoa, Malacalcyonacea, Nephtheidae. Bases 1 to 1776 code for a protein of 591 amino acids. The record is from RefSeq and is a predicted model, not a curated record. Gene Ontology annotation, biological process: DNA replication; double-strand break repair via homologous recombination. Gene Ontology annotation, cellular component: cytoplasm; chromosome. The transcript is spliced from 2 exons.